Messenger RNA from Rangifer tarandus platyrhynchus (Svalbard reindeer), 444 nucleotides. NCBI's taxonomy places the organism in Eukaryota, Metazoa, Chordata, Mammalia, Artiodactyla, Cervidae. The record is from the annotation of a GenBank genome assembly.
AUGGUUGGCAGGCCCUCAAGGGAGGCGCCCCCAGAUCAGGGACCAAAAGCCACUGGCAAGUGCAGCUUCUUGGUUGCCUGCUGGGGUGAGGGGAGGGGGGGCAAGUGGCAUUUGUGCCUGCCCCCUGGCGACAUCCCAGGUCACCAUCCUGGGCCUGGCUCUCCUGUGGCCAAGUGGCCACUUUCUGGGAGUGAGAGGAUGUCGGGUAGGUUCAUCCUGUGUUUGAGUUGUCUGUCCACAGACGGUUGGGGGUGGGGUCUGGUGCUGACGGUCUGUCCUCCUGCAGCUGUCUAUUGUGCCCCUUUUCUUGUCCUCCGUAUCCUCGCCUUUCUCCCGGAGCCCUGGAGGACACUCCUGCCUCUUCCCGGAGUCCUGCCUGGUGCCGUCCGCCGUGAGGCUGUGGCCCUGUGCUCUGGCCUAGCUGGGCUGGCCGGGAACCUUUGA